CUGGCGCUCACCACCCUGCAUGCACUGCAAAUAAAGCUGGGGGGUGUCAAAGGUCGCCUCGGCUGGAAUGAAUGAUUACAAAAACAGUCAACAAAAUGUGAUCGCUCGCUUGCGGGAAGACGCAGCGAUCAAACACUUUUUGUCACUCCAGUGCUGACAUUUCAUUAAGGACUUGAUUGGGGAGGAAAUUGUUGCUGAUAACCAAGACGGUCGUCAUGGCAACAUCCAUUUAUGGUCUGUGGUGCUUGUUGUCAUUGGCGACACCGCUGGGCUGGAGUCUACCCCAGUCCACUUUCGCUGAGAGCGGAUUCCAACUGCCGGUGGCCAGGAGGGCCCACCAGAGCCGCCCAGAUCUGCCCGAAGUGUUUGUUGAAGUAGAAGCUCCCACUGCACGUCCACGUCUGCGAGAGCGGCCACACAUCCAGGCUUGCCCCUCCCACCGUGACCUGCUGACCUCCGUGCGUCAGGUGGAAAAGAUGCUGGCAGCCCACGAGGUCUCUUUCCAACAGCACCUGCGCUCGCUGCGCAAGAAGAUGAGCGCUCUGCAGAACAGCACGCUGGCCGCCAUGAAGGCCGCCAACGCCUCCUGCCCCAAACCGGAACCGCCCGCCCACGGCCGCCGUCUGGGCCGCGUCUUCGCCGUGGGACACGAGGUCCACUUCCUGUGCCAGCCGGGCUACGAGCUGAUUGGUCCGCAGACACAAGUCUGUCUGGAGUCGCUGAGGUGGAGCGGCCAGGCGCCAACGUGCCGCCACCAGGAAGACGGAGGUGCCGGUCCCGAUCCGGCUCGAUCCACUUUAGAAACUUCUUGCUCUUAUUUCUACUUUUCAGGGUCUAACGGAACCAGAAGCUCCUCCCCCUCCCCUUCUGCUGAUGCCACGCCCUCCUCGCCGCCGUCCUCCAUGAUGUCCGCCUCCUCGCCGUCUUCCUCCCCCGCGCCCUCCUCGGUGCAACCCUCCAACUGCACCCGCCUCCAGGGCGCCACGCGCUGCACGUGCGACGUGGGCUUCACCAUCUCCGGCCGUGACAACAACCUCUGCACAGACGUCGACGAGUGCCGCCUGUUCUCCUUGAGCCAGCCGGGGCGCCUCUGCGUGCACGAGUGCGCCAACACGCCCGGCAGCUUCCGCUGCCUCUGUCCCACCGGGUACAGGCUCGCCGCCGACGGGCGCGGCUGCACAGACUUGGACGAGUGCGACGGCGGGGAACACGACUGCGGCGGCGAGGAGCUCUGCGUCAACACGCACGGAGGUUUCCGCUGCAUGACUGUGGCGUGUCCCCGCGGCAACAACGCCACCUACAUCAAGACGUCGCCAACGCGCUGCGAGAAGAACCCCUGCAUGCUGGGCGACAAGGCCUGCGCCAAGGCGCCCAACUCCGUCUCCUUCCACUUCCUGUCCGUGGUGUCCAACAUGUCGGCGCCCCGCGUGCUCUUCCGCGUGUCGGCGGCCCGCGCGCUGGGCGACACGCUGCGCUUCGGGCUGGCGGGCGGUCGGGGGCGGGGCCACUUCAGCGUGCAGCGCUCGGGCCGCCAGACGGGCACGCUCCUCCUGGUGAAGCCCGUGCUGGGCCCCGCCACGCUGGAGGCCGAGGUGGAGAUGAGCGAGCUGGAGCGCCACACCCUGCUGGGCCGAUACCUCACCAAGGUCACCCUCUUUGUGUCACCUUACAACUUUUAAAGAUCGCCUUUAGCAUUUUUCAAUUAUUAUUUUUUAACAUUAUCACCCUAUUUAUCCUGGGACAUAAGCCACACCCACUACAUUUUACAAACAGUAAAUAUUUUUUCCCAUACAUUAGCUGCACCGGACUAUAAACCGCAGAGAUACAUGUUGUGUAAUGGGACACGCUUAAACAUGUUAGCAUACUAGCUAAUGCUAACGACGCUAGCUCCACUAUACAAACCCCAUUUCCGUAUAAGAUGGGAAAUUGUGUUAGAUGUAAAUAAAAACAUAAUACAAUGAUUUGCAAAUCCUUUUCAACCCAUAUUCAAUUGAAUGCACUAAAAAGACAAGAUGUUUUAUGUUCAAACUAGUAAACUUUACUUUUUUUUUGCAAAUAAUAAUUAACUUAGAAUUUCACAACUGCAACACGUGCCAAAGUAGUUGGGAAAGGGCAUGUUCACCACUGUGUUACAUCACCUUUUCUUUUAACAACACUCAAUAAACGUUUGGGAACUGAGGAAAAUAAUUGUUGAAGCUUUGAAAGUGGAAUUCUUUCCCAUUCUUGUUUUAUGUAGAGCUUCAGUCGUUCAACAGUCCGGGGUCUCCAGUGUCGUAUUUUACGCUUCAUAAUGCGCCACACAUUUUCGAUAGGAGACAGGUCUGGACUGCAGGCGGGCCAGGAAAGUACCCGCACCCUUUUACUACAAAGCCACGCUGUUGUAACACGUGGCUUGGCAUGGUCUUGCUGAAAUAAGCAGCGGUGUCCAUGAUAACAAUGCUUGGAUGACAACAUAGGUUGCUCCAAAACCUGUAUGGACCUUUCAGCAUUAAUGGUGCCUUCACAGAUGUGUAAGUUACCCAUGCCUUGGGCACUAAUGCACCCCCAUACCAUCACAGAUGCCGGCUUUUGAACUUUCCGCCCAUAUCAAUCCGAAUGGUUAUUUUCUUCUUUGUUCUGAAGGACACCACGUCCUCUGUUUCCAAAUAUAAUUUGAAAUGUGGACUCGUCAGACCACAGAACACUUUUCCACUUUGCAUCAGUCCAUCUUAGAUAGGCUCGGGCCCAGCCAAGCCGGCGGCGUUUCAGGGUGUUGUUGAUAAAUGGGUUGGCUUUGCAUAGUAGAGUUUUAACUUGCACUUUACAGAUGUAGCGACCAACUGUAGUUACUGACAGUGGUUUUAUGAAGUGUUCCUGAGCCCAUGUGGUGAUAUCCUUUACACACUGAUGUGGCUUUUUGAUGCAGUACCGUCUGAGGGAUCAAAGGUCCUUUAUAUCAUUGCUUAGGUGCAGUGAUUUCUCCAGAUUGUGUGAACCUUUUGAUGAUUUUACGGACCGUAGAUGGUAAAAUCCCCAAAUUCCUUGCAAUAGCUCGUUGAGAAAUGUUGUUCUUAAACUGUUUGACAAUGUGCUUAUAAAUUGGUGACCCUCACCCCAUCCUUGUUUGUGAAUUACUUAGCAUUUCAUGGAAGCUGCUUUUAUACCCAAUCAUGGCACCCAACUGUUCCCAAUUAGCCUGCACACCUGUGGGAUGUUCCAAAUAAGUGUUUGAUGAGCAUUCCUCAAUUUUAUCAGUAUUUAUUGCCACCUUUCCCAACUUCUUUGUUAUGUGUUGCUGGCAUCAAAUUAAUGAUUAUUUGCACAAAAAAAAAAAAGUUUAUCAGUUUGAACAUCAAAUAUGUUGUCUUUGUAGCAUAUUCAACUGAAUAUGGGUUGAAAAUGAUUUGAAAAUCAUUGCAUUCCGUUUAUAUUUACAUCUAACACAAUUUCCCAACUCAUAUGGAAACGGGGUUUGUAUUACAAUAGCAUGUACUAAUAUGCAUGAAAACACUCCUACAGACAUCACUUUAGUAAGUAAGAAUAGUUUUAGUUAUAUUGCAAAACUUACAAACUUCGCUUAGGAGUGCUUUAGGAAGAAUCCCUACGAGUAGAAACGCCAUGGAUGGCUAGAGGAGGGAACGGCACUUUCAUUUCCGGUGUCCAGUGAGCGAAGUGUUGCAAAAGAUGGCGCCGUGGUACAUACAAAAAACACAUCUUUUCAGUGUUUGUUUUUUUAUACUAUUUGCAUUAUGACCAUAAAUUAGCCGCAGCGAUCAAAGCGUAGGAAAAAAAAAACGGCUUGUAGUCCGGAAUUUACAAUUGUACUGGUGUCCCGGAAAUUUUUUUUACUUUCGAAAUUGGAGCCUUGAGUAUUGGCCGAUACCAAUGUUAACCCGAUAUGAUAUCAGCAAAAAAGCAUACAUUGUGUUCUUUAGUAGUGUGGCGAAAAGGUUUGAGUCGGUGAAAUGGGUCAAACAGAAAACAAUGGUAGCCAUGAAAAACACUAACAUAUUUGUUAUUCACCGUCUGGAAUGGACUAAUGUCGUCUUUAAGUUAAAGUGGAGUGGUCAUUUUUUACUUUUUUUGGCGACUAUAAUUCAUACAGUAAGUUGAAUGAUGCAGACACGUUUGUUACUGGAUACAUUCUAAUAUACUUUGGAGAUUUUGUAUAUGUAAGCGCUAUGCAACUAUAAUUGUGUGAUAUUGGUUUAUAUUGACAAAUGUGCUGUUUUAUACUUUCAGUUCAUUAAUCCGUAUAGGUCUAGCUUGCGUGCUAUAGUGUGCUUAGCUGUUGAGUAGCUGCCAGCUCCUAGUAGCCUACAGCCUAGCAUGAUUACCUUUUGUAAAUGACUAGAGUAAAACAACAAAAGACCAACCCUGUGAGCUUAUUGGAGGAAUAUGCACUCUUUACUGUCUGAAAUGGACAUAUGCUGUUUUUAAGUUGAAGAGGGGGAAAAAAAUAAAUUGAAAAAAUACAUAAAUAUAUCAAAUGAAAUAAAAUAAGAUAAAAUAAAAAGUUGAAGUGGUAAUUGUUUUUUCGGCAACAAAAAUUCAUGAUUGUUUGAUGUUUGCUUAUAUUGAGAAAUGAGCGGUUUAAUAUUUUCAGUUCAUUAAUACAUACUGUAUGUCUAGCUUGUGUGCUAUAGUGUGCUUAGCUGUUGGGUAGCUGCCGGCUCCUAGUAGCCUAUAGCCUAGCAUGUUUACCUUUUGUAAAUGACUUGACUAAACCAACAAAAGACCAAUCUUGUGAGCUUAUUAAAGGAAUAUGUACUAUUUACUGUCUGAAAUGGACGUAUGCUGUCUUUAAGUUGAAGUGGGAAAAAAAUGUAUUGAAAAAAUACAUAAAUAUAUACAUUGAAAUAAAAAGAAAAAAAAGAGAAAUACAAUUAAAAGUUGAAAUAGAGUGGUAAUUGUUUGUUUGCCGACAAUAAUUCAUGAAGCCAAGCUCAUGAUACAGUAAGUUGAACGAUGCGGAAACAUUUGUUACUGGAUACUUUCUAAUAUGCCUUGAAUACUUUAUGUGUGUAAGUACUAUGCGACUAUAAUUGUUUGAUACACGUUUAUUUUGACAAAUGAGCUGUUUUAUAUUUUCAGUUCAUUAAUACGUAUAGGUCUAGCUUGCGUGCUAUAGUGUGCUUAGCUGUUGGGUAGCUACUCCAAGUAGCCUACAGCCUAGCAUGUUUACCUUUUGUAAACAACUUGACUAAACCAACAAAAGACCAACCUUGUGAGCUUGUUGGAGGAAUAUGUACUAUUUACUGUCUGGAACAGACGUAUGCUGUCUUUAAGUUGAAGUGGGGAAAAAAAAAUAUUGAAAAAAUACAUAAAUAUUUACAUUGAAAUAAAUAUACAAAUACAAAUAAAUAAAUGAAAUAAAAUCAAAAGUUGAAAUGGAGUGGUAAUUGUUUGUUUGCCGACAAUAAUUCAUGAAGUCAAGCUCGUGAUACAGUAAGUUGAACGAUGCGGACAUAUUUGUUACUGGAUACUUUCUAAUACGCCUUGAAGACUUUGUAUGUGUAAGUACUAUGCGACUAUAAUUGUUUGAUACACGUCUAUUUUGACAAAUGAACUGUUUUAUAUUUUCAAUUGAUUAUUACGUAUGUCUAGCUAGUGUGCUAUAGUGUACUUAGCUGUUGGGUACUUGCCAGCUCCUAGUAGCCUAUAGCCUAGCAUGUUUACCUUUUGUAAACGACUUGAGUAAAACACAACAAAAGACCAACUUUGGGAGCUUAUUGGAAGAAUACGUACUAUUUACUGUCUGAAAUGGACGUACGCUGUCUUUAACCUUCCUCUUGUGUUAGCUUUCUGUUACCAUCUCUUAUGUUAACGGGUCGGUUUUGACCCAUGUCUUAAAUCAGCUGUAAAAUACACUAAAAACAAUUAUCUAUCAUCCAAUUUGUUUCUCAUCUCUUGAUUACCUCGUUAGGCUUCCUUAUCCUUGAAAAUAUUGGUUUUAAUAUUUUUGGUUUGGGCCAUUGGGCCUUUUUUUGUCAGUAUACCCCUCGAUUUCAAUUUUUUGAAAUGGUAAAACGAACCUCAAGAGAAUCAUAUACAUAAAAAAAAGGUUGUUGUGUUACCUAACUAUUACUAAGGGUAAUAGAACACAUCUCGUAAAUAAAUGUGUUUUAUUUAUUUUUUCAUUUUAAGAAUUUUAACUAUAGUAACAUCUAUGGUGUUACGGGUCAAUUUCGACCCAUAUAUAUUUACUUCAAGAAAAAGGCUAAAAAGUAUUUUUUUCAGCAACAGAAAUCCAACAUCAAACAAACAACAACCAAUCAAGCAAAUGAAACCAAGAGAAAUAGAUUACUAGUUCCAAAACUAAUAAAAAACAAAAUCAGAGUGGCAAAAAGUGACACUUUUAGUGUCCGUCUUUUGUUUGUUUUUGUACAGGAUAACAAGGUAAAAUGAGAAUCCACUAAAGCUCACAUGAUUGGGAGAGGAGCUGGCUGUCAGUGUGUUCAGUUUUGGCUCUUAUCAUUGCUUUAUCAUCUUAUUUUCAUAACUGGGUCGAAACCGACCCUAACAACACCAAGGGCAUAAUUUCUACCAGAGCAUUUUAUAAUUUAGUGAAAAAAAUUAAAAUGUUUUAUUUUGUUGACAAAGAGGUUCCUGACAAAGUCAAAAAGCUUUGAUGCAAAAAAAUAAAUGUAUGUAGUGUUUUUAUGCAUUUAAAAACUAAAACGGGUCGGUGCCGACCCUAACACAAGACGAAGGUUAAUAUGAAGUGGGGAAAAAAUCUAUUGAAAAAAUACAUAAAUGUGUCAAAUGAAAUAAAAUAAAAAGUUGAAA
Nerophis ophidion (straightnose pipefish) is the source of this 6768-nucleotide messenger RNA. RefSeq names its product fibulin-7-like. NCBI's taxonomy places the organism in Eukaryota, Metazoa, Chordata, Actinopteri, Syngnathiformes, Syngnathidae. Gene Ontology annotation, molecular function: calcium ion binding. The record is from RefSeq and is a predicted model, not a curated record.